Molecule: messenger RNA, 3448 nt
Organism: Cynoglossus semilaevis (tongue sole)
Lineage: Eukaryota; Metazoa; Chordata; Actinopteri; Pleuronectiformes; Cynoglossidae
Gene: eva1aa
Product: eva-1 homolog A, regulator of programmed cell death a
Exons: 8
Coding region: 342-1805 (487 amino acids)
Molecular function (GO): carbohydrate binding
Source: RefSeq, a predicted model, not a curated record
CAACAACAGUGAUGUUGUAUUGUCUGCGUACAUGCCCCAGGAUUUACUACUACACACUGUUGGGAACUCAAUGAGAGGCAAUGUGAGAACGAGAGAGAGAGGGAGGAUGGGGGAGGAGGGGGGAGGUGUGUGCGCGGCUCCUGCCCAGAGAGACCUCGAUCCAGAGUCUCACACUGCGCCGUGUGGUUUGGUGGGAGGAUGAGGGAAGACUGUGGAGCCGUGAUGGACCCGCACAUCUCCCGCAUGAGACGCACGGGCUGAACCCCAAUGUUGCUGAUGUCUUUGUUGUCACUGGACUUUCUGAUGUUUUGGAUUAACUUAAAAACUGCGAGACUUCAAGGAUGUUCUUCUCAGAUGGGACUCUGUCAGCCGUCAGUUGUGCGCUCCUGUUGGGAAUAACGUGCUUCAGCGCCCUCACUGAGGCUUCUUCGGACUUCACAGGGUAUCUGUCCAAGGUCUUGAGGAACUACACAGAGCAGGCCUGUGAGGGAGACUUCCUGUCUGUCCACUGUCCACCACGCACAACCAUCACCGUCCAGUCGGCCUUCUACGGGAGGAGGGGCCUCUCGGACCCCCUGCGGUGCCCUCAGAGCCACCAGGCCCUCCUGAGCCACCAGUACGCCCGUGAGGAUGAUCGAUACUGUUCUGUGUCCACCGCACUACAGAAAAUGCUGGACGAGUGCCAGGACAGAAGGAGCUGUCACGUCCUUGUCAACAGCCGCGUGUUUGGGACGGACCAGUGUCCUGGCAGCAGUAAAUACCUCAUUGUCUGGUACAAAUGCAGACCUAACGAGUAUAAGAGUAAGGUGGUGUGCGAGGAGGAGAGGAUGAGGCUGAGCUGCAAACGUGGGAUGCAGAUCGCCAUUUACUCCGCCAUGUUUGGUCGAACUCAGCAGGGAACUCUGGAGUGUCCGCUGUAUCACCGCAGGGCUCCGUCAGUAGACUGUCAGUCCACCAUGGCCCUGCAGGUCCUCACCUCUCGCUGUCAGGGGAAGACGAGCUGCCUGGUCCGAGCCUCCACCAGAGAGUUUGGAGACCCCUGUUACUCUGGCACCAGGAAGUACCUCAGCGUCAUCUACACCUGUGUUCCGAAGAAGUUGCUGCAGGAGCAGGGCCCCAGACCGCCGGUCUUCCCCCCACCCCCGAGUGCCCAUGACCCCAACAUAGUGGGAGACAGCCCUCCGGAGGGGAGCUCAGUGAAAAGCGCUGACGCUGUUCCAGAUAAAAAGAAAGUCCGAGAGACCAGCCCCAGUGAGGAGAAGUCUUCAGAAGCCGACAGAGGGAGUGAAGGAGCAGGAGGAAGAGGAGCAGGAGGAGGGAGUAUUGUUGUGCGAACCAAAACCAUGAAUCCCAUCAUCAACUCCACCUCCGGCUCUAACAUGGCGCUCAUCAGCAACGCACUGGCAGCUUACAAGUACAUAUCAGACCAUCCAGAGAGGGCGGCGCUCUUCUUCGUCUGCGGGGUGUGUCUGGGCCUCUUCCUCACCCUCUUCGCCCUCGUGAUCCAGAUCUCCUGUCGUACCGAUUGCCAGCCCCGCAAGCAGCCGCCGGCCAAGAAACGACCACGCCCUACGGACUCGUCCGACGACUCCAGCGACUCGGACUCGGACUGGGACACCACGUCUGACCUGUCGGCGCGGAGACACCGGCGGUUUGAGCGCACGCUCAACAUGAAUGUGUUCACCUCGGCGGAGGAGCUGGAGAGAGCGCAGAGGCUGGAAGAGAGGGAGCGGAUCAUACGAGAGAUCUGGAUGAACGGGCAGCCGGACAUACCAGGGACACGGAGCCUCAACCGGUAUUACUGAGGAUGGAUUUGUCUACGGAGACCACCUGACUGGACCGCUUUUGUUUAACGACACACUUGUGUCCCUAAAGGUCUUGAGGAGGCCUUACCAGCACGGUUUCUUGCAGCGGCCACCGACGAGGACGAUGGAAGCUGCUGAGAAAAGUCUUCUCUGGACGUUGCUCUGUUCUCUCGGGCGUCGUAAGCUGCAGCCAAUUAAAGAGGAGAACGAGCGCUAGUUCAAAUCUAGUCUGCGGAAAAGAACAGGAGUCAAAUGAUGCUGCCCAGCCUGUGGCUUCGGGAGGAAGUAUUUGAAGUCUGGUGUCGGGGGUUCGGCGGCCUACAGAGGACUUCAUGGACCAGGACCUUCUCUAGGUCAGUUUCAGAGGCUACGGCAGCUGCGAAAGGUCACGACCCCUGUGCGUUGCCUCCAGUAUUUAAGUACGGACUUCACAAAGAGGUGACGACCGACUGGUGGAUGUGACGACACCUGACAAUCUGUCCACAGUGAACAACCACGCUGCCUUUGGAACGCUACCAAAACUAAAGAUCGUUUUUCCGAAGGGGAAAUUUAUCUCAACAUGUAUGAAAUAUAUUUUAUAAUAUUUAAUAGUUUAUUGAUGUUGUGUUAUUGUCUUUUUUUUUUGUCUUCAAGUUUGGUGAGCUAUUUUUAUACCUAAAAUGUGGUGUGGCACCUCAGGAAGGCAGCAGUAGUGUCUCUGUGUGUUUUCCAUUUCUGGAAUAUUUGCUUCCUACGGAGGAAACCUCUCCAGUCCAACAUCAGAGUCGGAAAAAAAUGAAAUGCAUCGUAUGAAGAGCCUCAAAGAGGAUUCAGUGGUUUGUUGUUAUAAUACCUUAUUUUUGAUACACAAAGUUUAUUUCUUUAUGCAGUGCCUUUUUAAGCUACAAGGUCACUGUGUCCAAGAGUGCCUCCGGUGUUAGCCCUCAGUAACUGUUGACACUAGGUUAUUAUGUGGAAAUUAAAAAAAGAAAUGUAUUUCAUUAUACAGUGAGUGUAUUCCCUUAAAUAAUACUAUUGUUUUACUCAAUUAGAUCAUGUGUUAAACCUCAAAGUCAAAUGUUGCACUUGUCAGAUCUGAAUUCUGAAAUACUAUAAUACAGUGUUUCCCAACCGUUUUGUUUUUUUUAACACCAUGGCCCACAUUUUACAUAAGUCAGAUCCCUCCAGUAGAUCAUUUCCCACGGCACACUUUUGGGCCGCACCUCGGUGGUUGGGAAUCACUGCCAUGUUGUGAAUAUUCCUUGUGGGUACAUUUGAAGUUGUCGUCACCGCCCAGAAAAACUGGGAAUUUGAGUUCUUUUGACAAACGUUGUUUUGCUGUAGAAGCAGCCGUGGUGAACAGGUGUCUUCACAGUGGACACACAAGUCGCUCCUUUGGACUCACACAGCCAGUUUGAAUGGUAUAAGCUAUUGUUGAGUCCACAUCUGGAUUCAGGCACAAAAGUAAUCCAAAAAAAAAGUUAUUUUCCUACUGAGUGAAAGUUUGAACUGAGAUUUAAGGAUGGUUCCUUUAGAGAAACUCUUUUAUCCAGUCUUUUUAUAAACAGUUUUUUACUGUUGACAUUGAAAUGGGAUGAAGUUGUGCCAAUAGCUGGUGAAGUGAGACCAAAUCUGACCCCUGAAUAAACUGUGUUCAAGAAUAA